Molecule: messenger RNA, 2769 nt
Organism: Phyllopteryx taeniolatus (common seadragon)
Lineage: Eukaryota; Metazoa; Chordata; Actinopteri; Syngnathiformes; Syngnathidae
Gene: cysltr1
Product: cysteinyl leukotriene receptor 1
Exons: 3
Coding region: 470-1534 (354 amino acids)
Biological process (GO): G protein-coupled receptor signaling pathway
Cellular component (GO): plasma membrane
Molecular function (GO): leukotriene receptor activity
Source: RefSeq, a predicted model, not a curated record
UCUGGGAAAGAGUUGCGCUGUAUUUGUGUCAUGCUGGAGGGGAAUCAGAGCCUGGGGUUUUUCUUCAUCACUGACAUUAGUUUAAACCUGUGUCUUUUUCAACUCAACUCAGUGCCAAAAAAGGAACUCUGCGUGGAGGGAGUGCUUUGCAAACACGCAGACCAGGAUUUAUCUGGUGAUAUCAUCAUUAGUCCAUUCAUCAAGAUGAGUAAAGUUAAACCACUGGAGGUCAGCACAGAUAUUUUCCUACAGAUGAUGACAUCACCAAGUAUGAUGCACGGUAGUAGUGAAGAAGUCCCACCUUCAAGAGAUUCAAAAUACAUGACCCUCUGCAGAAGCAGCCACCUGCAGGAGCGUCCUUCUGCAAGCAGGGUGUUGACAUCAGGCAGAGAGGAGCAGCCAUUCGCAGACAGUGCAUCAGACUGACGUGAAGAUCAAGCAUCGUCAGGAAAACGUAUUGCAGCUGCAGAUGGAACCAGUUAAUCAAAUGCACAGUGAAGAGAGCAACUCCACUAACUGUCCCUCCAUCGAUGACUUCCGUAAUCAGGUUUACUCCACAUCCUACUCCCUCAUCACGGUGUUAGGCCUGACUGGAAAUGGCUUCGCCUUGUUGGUGCUGCUACGAACGUAUCGCCCGAGUUCUCCUUUCCAAGUCUACAUGCUGAAUCUGGCUGUGUCCGACCUGCUGUGUGUCAGCACUCUGCCAAUGCGGGUCGUCUAUUACGUCAACAUGGGACAGUGGAAUCAGGGCGAUUUCCUGUGUCGCAUCACCUCCUGUGCCCUCUACGUCAAUCUGUACUGCAGCAUUUACUUCAUGGCGGCCAUGUCUGUGACACGUUUCGUGGCCAUUGUCUUCCCUGUGCAGAACCGACUGUUGGUGACAGUGAAACAUGCACGACUAGUGUGUGUGGGCAUUUGGAUUUUUAUCUGUUUAGCAUCAUCACCCUUCUUGAUGUUUGGCCAGAAAUUUGACCCCGUCUCCAAUAAAACAACGUGCUUUGAACCUCCGAUACGUCAGGAUGUGUCAAAAGUAGUCAUGCUGAAUAAUUUGUCUUUGGUCCUGGGUUUUAUCCUCCCCUUCCUCAUCAUACUCAUCUGCUAUGCUGGUAUUAUCCAUACCCUACUGUACCGCACCCCUGGUACAAGACGUCAGCAAGACACAGGCCCAAAAGCCAUUCGAAUGAUCGUCAUUGUCCUACUGACCUUCUUAGUUAGCUUCAUGCCGUACCAUGUGCAACGCUCCGUUCACAUCCACUCCUUGUACCGGACUGACACUUCCUGUUCUGAAAUAGUGAUUAUGCAAAAGUCAGUUGUAGUGACGUUGUGUCUGGCCGCAGCCAAUUCAUGCUUUGACCCUUUGCUUUACAUUUUUUCUGGGGAGGGUUUUCUCGAACGUCUUUCCUCCAUGCGCCUGUCACGAUCAGCUAGCAUCUCUAACCAUUCCGUUAGGUUAAAUGUUGCCAGUAACCAGACUGGCGUCAACAGACAGCUCAAUGGCACUUCAUUUGUACUUAACAGGAACGCUGUCCAAUAAGGUGAAUGACAUGUCGAAAAGGUGGAUUACUCACAAACAAAAAACAGCCUGUUGUCCACAAGAAUUUAGUAUUCGUCAAAAAAAUAAAUAAAUGUAAAGCACUGGAAUUAGUAGACACCCUACGAAUUAUUGUGGCUACUGUGUAUAUGAGAUAAUAUCUAUCCAUCCGGAACUACUUGUCUUUUUUGUCGCAAGUGAAUUUGGGCGAGAGCUGGGAUACACCCAAAACCGUUUGCCAGUUAAUCCCAGGAUAAAUACAUUUUGAAGAAAAAAAAAAUAAGUAUAAUACAUGUUAUUUUCCUGCUAUUGACUGGCCCAACAUUGUAUUUCAAGGCAUCUUUUCGAAAGGUCAAAUUGAUUGUCUUUAUCUUAUUGCAAAAUAUGGUGUUUUCAUGGCAAGUUAUUGUAUUUGGACAGUUUGUCUUUAUUCACCACCAUAAGUUUUAAAUAAAACAAAUCAUUAAUUAGAGAUGGUUCACAGAAAUAUGGUUACAAUUAGAAAUUACAACGAGUUACGUCCAUUUUCAGGGGCUCAAAACCAUUUGUAGUAUUUUGACCAAACGGUAUCAUUUCGGUAUCACAUGACUAUAUGUGGGAAUGCUGCAACUGUCGCUAUGUGCACUUGCUAAUCUUGGCUUUUCAUCACAAUAUCCCCCAAUUGCACAACUAACCUUUUUAUAUAUAUAUAUAUGUAUAUCAUCAACAUUAGCAACAAUGACUUGAAAACACUUUGCUUCGGAUUUUGAUCAAAUCUGAUUUCUCUACUGUAUCCAUGUCAUGGAACUUACAAUAAAGCUCAGACUAUCACAAUUAAAAAUGCUGUAUAGAAGCAGUUUUACUGUCAAUCUGUAUUAGUGUAAUGUGAUUUUGUUUGUGUCAUGCAUCAUGCAUGAGGCCAGGAAGGCCAUGAACAUGCUGACUACCCCAUGACUGUACUUGUGGCGAGUUUCUGUGCCUUCCCAGGGUCUGGGUCACAUAGCUGAACCUAUAGUGCAAGGGUCACCAGCAUGGUACCUGGCAGGCACCAGGUACCCCCUAAGGAGCACAUGAGUAGCAUGUGGGCCUGUUCUAAAAAUAGUUCAACUGUGGUGGGAGAUUGUGAUUUCGUGGACAUGUUGUAGAAGUGAUCAUUUGAAAAUGUAAACACAUGCAGAGAUUUCUAGAAAUAAAUCAAUUCAAAUGGAUAUCUAUUUCCAAUGUUGUUAAAUCAUUGUUAAUAAUUAUUGUUGGUCAUG